AUGAAGGUUUUCUUGCUGCUGUCCCUCCUCGCCUGCGUCCUCCCCAGGGGACAAGGCAUGGUUUUCACGCGGUGUGAGCUGGCUCAGAAGCUCCAGGAAUUGGGGUUAGAUGGCUACGCCGGCUACAGCCUGGCUAACUGGGUCUGCACGGCCUACCACGAGAGCCGCUACAACACGGCCGCCACACACUACAAUGACUACGAUGGCAGCACCGACUUCGGCAUCUUCCAGAUCAACAGCCGGUACUGGUGCCAGUAUGGCUCUCAGCAAAGUUCCAACAUCUGCGGGAUUCAGUGCUCUGAACUGCUGACAAACAACAUCGCCGUAGACGUGGCUUGCGCCAAGACUGUGGUCACCGACUCUGCCAAUGGAAUGGGAGCCUGGUGA
This is a messenger RNA of Gekko japonicus, 387 nucleotides long. Its product is annotated as lysozyme C-like. The transcript is spliced from 3 exons. The record is from RefSeq and is a predicted model, not a curated record. Gene Ontology annotation, biological process: defense response to Gram-positive bacterium; defense response to Gram-negative bacterium. The coding region runs from base 1 to 387 and encodes 128 amino acids. Gene Ontology annotation, molecular function: lysozyme activity. NCBI's taxonomy places the organism in Eukaryota, Metazoa, Chordata, Lepidosauria, Squamata, Gekkonidae.